GACACUUUUAUAAUACAGCAAUAAAUUAUAUUAAAUACCGUACCUGACAUUUUGUCUAUGGAACAAGUUCAAUAUUUAACUACUACACUUGACUCACUAGACGCACUUAUUGUGUUUUAUUCUGAAUAUCAGAUUGGUGACAAUUAAAAUAAAAAUUGAAUAACCAUUUAAAAAUAUUUCAAUUUUAAAAUUAUUAAAAGUAUAUACUUAAAAAUGGAUUCAUUUAUUUUGAAAAAUCCAUUAGCAACAGUACCACUUAUACCAGUCAUCAAUUAUAUGAACCUACUUAGUGAUUUUUUAUUCAUUGAACAAAAAUUGGAAUCACAUAAUCAAAAUAAACAAAUACCAAUUAUUAAUGCACUUUACGACUAUUUCGAAGAAAAUCACAAUAAUAAAACUAUGCAACUGAAAUUAAUUCGAUAUUUAUUACAAGGCAGCGAUUUAUACGGAGAAGAAGAUAAUGAAAAUUUUGAUAAAAUUUUCGUUAAUACAAUGUUUGAUUACAUCAUUAGUUCUCUUGUAUUUGACAAAUAUGGAAAUAUUCAUGGAUUUUUGGCUGAUACCGUUCGUAAGGUAGAAAAUUUACAAUUAGAUUAUGUUUUAAAGGUGAUUAAAGAAACACUUAAAAAAGCGACAUUCGACAAUGAAUAUGGACCUAAUUCGGUUCUAACUGAAUUAGCAGUGAAUAGAAUAUAUACAGAUAUAAUUUUACCAAUCUUUCCUAAACCAAAGACUAAUCUUAGUAUAUUGUCUCUUGAUUAUAUUUUUGCACAAGCUGGUUCAACUUAUCUUCGUCUUGGAAGUAUAAACGAUACCUAUUAUUCUGAUUUCGAGAACAAUAAUAAUAUUAAAUACUUUAAUGAAAACUUAUUUGACGAAUAUUUAAUAACGGGACACAUAAUAAGGAACUUACUUCACUAUAAGAAAAUAGAUAUUUUAGUUUUAAGAGUUUUUGCUCUACCAGCUCUUUUAUAUUAUAGCACUACUGAAGAUAAAGUAAAAAAUAAAAUCAUAACAAAUGUAAUUUUCAAUCCUUAUCACUGGGAGACGGCUUAUUAUAAAUUUUUCCAAUAUUUAGACAAUGUUUACAAUAAAAUAGAAAUUCAAUUAGAGAAAGACUAUAAAUAUCAAAUGCACAUACGAUUUUCAAAUUUUCAAAAUCGAGCUGCAAUUGCAAAAUUUUUUAUUGACUUAAAAUGCACUUUUUUGAGUGAGAAACAAAGAGAAAUAGAAUUUAUUUCGUACGUCCAUUUUGUUGAAAAUUUUAAAUGUCAUCCUGGAAUUGUUUUACCCAAUAUAAAUGAUUCGUAUAGUGAUCAAGUUCAUACUUUAGGCGAAAUUUAUGGGAAUUAUGAUUUAGAAAUAACAAAGCAAUGUUUCAAUAGAUCAUCAUUAAUAGAUAAUCUUCAUAAUGUAACAAUAAAAUUGGUAGUUACCGAUACUAAACUGGUAAAUAAUGAUUUUAAUAAUUUGCAAUAUUUAUCCUAUGACUUGCUUCAAUUUUACUACACUAACAAUAAAACUUCAGAAUACUAUGCUUUAAUUCGAAAGGACUAUACUGUUACGCUUAUUAAAGAGGCAGAUGAUCCAAAAAUAUUUCAGCAACUAAUUGGACCAUCUUUAGAGGAUAUAAUACGAUCUGGAAAGAGAAUUAUUAUAAAGUUUGCUGAUGAAGGAACAAAUGAAUUUUAUGAAGAAUUAAUGAAAUACAAGAAAGAACGAUUCAAGACAUAUUUGACUCUUUUUAACUACAGUUUAAAAAAUAAUAAAUGGUGGAAGGAAUUUGGAUUGUCUUUGGUGCCAUUUUAUCCUUGUUUAUCAAAAAUUGCCACCUAUCAUAAUGACGAGAAAAACUUGUGUGAAAAAGAGAAUAUAAAAUUUUUAAAUAAUUUUUACGAUGACAUAUCUUCACAUCUAAUAGAUUUUAAUACUCAGUCUCUUCUUUCUUUCUUCGGUACAACUAUUAAAACAAUAUUUAUAAAGGAUGUGAUUUUAGAAAGUAUAAAUGGAUUAUUAGAAUCUGAAUUUUCAACACAGCAUGAAAUAGAUAUUAUAGAAUUUUCUAAACAAGUUUCUUUACACUUAGAAGAGCCUAAAUUUGAGACAAUUUCCAUAAAUCAAGAAGGGAUUGAUUUAUUAACAAUAAUUGUUCAUAAUUUGCGAAAAAAAAUUAAUUACAAUUUUAUGUCUGUCAAUUAUAUGAUUUCUCAUAUAGUAUUAUUGAAAUGCAGCAUUGUCAAUGACAUUGGUCGCGUUGGUGAAAAUAGAAGUCGAAAUUUAUUUGUAAACGCUCUGAAUCGUAAUACUGGAUUUGGAUACAAAUUUAUAAAUAUCUUUGACUCAGUGUCUACAUCAUUGAGAACUGAUUUUGAUUUCAAAGAAAAAAUAUUUGUUACACUUGUUGUUGAUUUUCCAGUAAAUAGAAAAACAUAUAUCAAAUUAAAUAACGUGAGUUUUGAAGUAGAACCAAAUUAUUUUUUAUAUGAAAUUAAUAAUCAACUUACAAGAAAGGAUACAAAUAUUUCAUUCUUUGGAUUAUGUAGUUAUGAUAAUGAAAACUGUGCAAAUGAGAAAUAUUUAGAGCAAACGAAACAUUCUAAUGAAUGCUUAAGACAUUGGCGUUAUGUUAAACAACUUGCUCAAAAAGAAAGGGCAAUAAAAUUACUAAAAAAUAAAGUAAUUAUUGAUGGUGAACAUAUUGCAUCGGAGCAAGAAAUACGUAAUAAAUUAAAGCAGUAUAUAUUUCCAGAUAAUGGUAUAUUUUUAUAUUACUUUGUCGUAAAGUGGUUACAUAACAAAAAAUUUGAAGAAUCUGACUGGAGUAAAAGCUGUAUAAUUGACAAUCCUGAUAUUUUGAAUAAAUUGAAGUACAAUUUACUUUUAGAAAAUAAUAAUGUAACACUUCUAGAUGGUGAAAGUAGAAUCAAUUCCAUUUAUACGUACAGAGAGAGACGUAAGAUUGAAGAAGGUGUAUCGAUUGAGAAUAUAAUUAAAGAUUUCAAUAAUCAGAGAGCAGGUUUUUCGGUUACAUUUGAAGAUUAUUAUGCUUUACGAAAUUUUGUCACAUCAGGCUAUAGAAGAAUAACUGGAGAUACACCAGAAGCAAAACGAAUGAAACUUGCUUUAUAUAGAUUAGCUAUAAGACAAUCUGAUGAUUUAAGAGAGGAAUUUCAAUGGACUUUAUUCCGAGUGGAAUCAAAACCCAUUGAUAUUGUUAAUAAAGAAAUUUUUGUGGGAAAUUGUGUUAUUUUUCAAAAAUUUACAUUAACAUCAACAAGUAAAGCAUCUGUAACGAGAUUUGCAGCAAACGGAUUCAGAAAUAUUUUGUAUGAAAUAAAAUUUACUGAUCCUUACUUUAGAGCAAUAAUUGAAACAAAAGUCGAUCAGUUUACGUUUGAUAAUGAAAAAAAAAGUAAUUCUUUUACCUGGUAGUGAAUUUGUCAUUAAGAAAAUAACAAUACAGAGAAUGGAAGAAAUUGGUCCUGUAUUAAAAGUAUUGCUUAAUUUUAAACAUGAUAAUAUUGGAAAGCAUGAACGUUAUAAACAUAUCAUGAGAGAAAUAGCAAAAAUAAAUUUGUGAAUAAUAAUUGUUAUAUGAAAUUAGUUUUUUGUUAUUUACAUGC
Molecule: messenger RNA, 3623 nt
Organism: Leptopilina boulardi
Lineage: Eukaryota; Metazoa; Arthropoda; Insecta; Hymenoptera; Figitidae
Exons: 2
Coding region: 214-3432 (1072 amino acids)
Source: RefSeq, a predicted model, not a curated record